AUGGCAACGACAAUUGGGAAAAUUGCAGUAGCUGCUGCAGCUGGUAUUGCUGCAUUUUCUCUACUACUACUAAUUAUUAGUGUAGCAACACCUGUAUGGCUUGAUGCUGGAUCAGGAAAUACUAUUGGCCUUUUUCGUCAAUGCGUUGGAAGUGGUACUGGAAAUUCAGGCUGUGUUAAUCAAAAUCGAGAUCCACAAGCUGGUUUAUCAGUUUUUGGUCUUUUAUUGCUUGCUUUCGCUAUAAUUGUGGCCAUAGCUAGCAUUUUUAUCGAGAAAUUACCUAUUUUAUACGGAGCGUUAGGUCUUUUAUACUUUUCAUCUGUAUUUGUCAUGUCAGCAUAUGCAACAUUUGGCGUUUAUUCACGUGACCCUGGUGCAUAUUUUUUUCCUUACCUCCAAACAGUAAACAAUCCUUAUACAAAUGUAGGAUAUUCAUAUAAUUUAUGUGUUGCUUCACAUUACUUUCUUUGGACAGCCCUUACAUUGCUUGCAUUUGGUGCCGGUUAUAAAGUUGCGGAAGAGCGCAGUGCUACCACUUAA
Rotaria socialis is the source of this 540-nucleotide messenger RNA. The record is from the annotation of a GenBank genome assembly. NCBI's taxonomy places the organism in Eukaryota, Metazoa, Rotifera, Eurotatoria, Philodinida, Philodinidae.